Oldenlandia corymbosa var. corymbosa is the source of this 675-nucleotide messenger RNA. NCBI's taxonomy places the organism in Eukaryota, Viridiplantae, Streptophyta, Magnoliopsida, Gentianales, Rubiaceae. The record is from the annotation of a GenBank genome assembly.
AUGACUUCUGAUACCAUCUUAAAGCUUGCGAGAUGGCGUGUGAGAGAUUUGGCUGCCUGUUUUUUUGCAUGCGAAAUUCCUCGAAUAGAUCAUGAGGAACAGAAUUGCUCGACUUCAACUGGUCAUCCAGAAGUGCCAAGAAAGAACAUGGUGUUUGAUCCAAUUGGAGAACGUAGAAGAAAGCAAAAGGAUGAGCAAAAACAAAGGACAAAGAAAAGCAAUCAGAAGAAGGUGUCUGUUGAGAAUUCUCAAAAAAUUACAAGGAAAAGUGAAGAGGGCUUGUCAAGAUUAAGCAGCGGAUCACAUUUUAAGGAAGAAGAAUACAUUGUUUUUUGCUUUAAAGACGAUGGAAGCAUUCAUUUGGGCAAAGAAAAAAGAACAUCAGAGGUUUCCAAUGCAACUACGGUAGAGGAAGAAGGAAGCGAUGAUGUAGAACUAGUAUGGCCACCUGAUGAGAUAAAAGAGAUUGAUCACGCUGGAAAUCAUGGUGAUCAAGCCAAAACGUUAUCUUCCAUCUUAUCUGUCACGGAAUCGAGCGAUUCUAAUCGUUCAGAUGCUAGCUCCGGUUCUUUUGCAUUCCCAGUUAUUGAUGAGCAGUUUGAGGUGGGAAUGGAUGGGAAGUCCUGUUCAUAUGCCGCAGCCAGAAGACAGAGAACUGAGGGCACAGAGAGCUAG